Messenger RNA from Erpetoichthys calabaricus (reedfish), 853 nucleotides. RefSeq lists its product as uncharacterized. Lineage: Eukaryota; Metazoa; Chordata; Cladistia; Polypteriformes; Polypteridae. Gene Ontology annotation, biological process: regulation of apoptotic process. Bases 178 to 792 code for a protein of 204 amino acids. The transcript is spliced from 3 exons. The record is from RefSeq and is a predicted model, not a curated record.
CGCGCGCGUCUCUCCACUGGCUGCAGGCGAACGCGGAAGCGAUGCGCGAGUGGAGGGACGGCGGGCCGCCUGAACGCUUCGUGCGGAGUUAAAGAAGACGAAUUGCCGAGACAGGCGGUGCUUUGCUUAACGGUGCACUGAACUGGCGGUCAGAACUGGUGACCCCUGCUGGCCGGAAUGCAGACCCUACGGAAGCACAAAGUGGACCUCAUCGAGUGGCUGAGCGGAGACCCCCAGCUCGUCCUGCAGCAUGUCCAGUGCCAGGCGCUCGUCACGGACCGCGAGUACAGGCGACUGCGGAGCAUCCAGGACCCCGAGCGCAGGGUCAUUGACCUCCUGGACACCCUCCUCUCCAAAGGAGAUGCCCACUGCCAGCAGUUCAUCGCCCUCCUCCGGGGGCUGCAGGACACGUACCCCCAGCUGCAGGCCUGGUUUGGGCAGCUCGGCAUCACUGGGGCACCGGCUGCCCUGGGCUGUUCUCCGUGGGCCGCACCUCCAGACCACGAAGCCAAGGCCCGCCAGGCCGAUGCCAUGGUGUCAGAUAAGAAGCACUUCUUGCGCACGCAGCGGGAGGUGCUUAUCCAGGGCGUGAAGCAGGUGGCACAGCUGGCAGACCGGCUGCACGUGACGCUGCACCCGGAGGCGCUGGAGGAGGUGCUCUGUGAGAAGACCCCACAGAGUCAAAUGAGGAGGCUGCUGGACUUCGUCACCAGUGACUUGCUGGCCACAGAGGUCUUCCGGGCGCUUUGUGUCGUGGAGGCCAACCUCAUGUGGGAGAUACUGCAACUGUAGGGGGCGCCUUUCCCAAUAAAUGCCAUGUUCUUGCCCCCUAGUGGUUUAACACCUGUGUGCC